Molecule: messenger RNA, 886 nt
Organism: Morus notabilis
Lineage: Eukaryota; Viridiplantae; Streptophyta; Magnoliopsida; Rosales; Moraceae
Product: transcription initiation factor TFIID subunit 15b
Exons: 3
Source: RefSeq, a predicted model, not a curated record
CCUCUCCUUUCUGAAGUCAAGUCAUAAGAAACCCUAGAUCAUGGCAGGAAUGUACGGUCAAGACGCCGGAGAUGGCGCCCCUCCUCCCUACGGAGCAAGUGGCGGCGGCGGUGGAUAUGGUGGUUCUGGAGGAGGCUACGGCGGCAAGGGCGGAGAUGGCGGUUACGGUGGCGGCGGAGGUCGUGGAGGCCGAGGUGGCGGCGGCGGCUAUGGUGGUGGUGGAAGAGGUGGUGGCGGCGGAGGAUAUCAAGGAGAUCGUGGAGGCAGAGGCGGUGGUGGCCGAGGUGGUCGCGGUGGAAGCGGCAGAGAUGGCGAUUGGGUUUGCCCUAACCCUAGUUGUGGGAAUUUGAACUUUGCUAGAAGAGUUGAGUGUAACAAGUGUGGUGCUCCUGCUCCUGCUGGAGCUGGUGACCGCGGCGGUGGCGGCGGCGGCGGCGGCGGCGGCAGUGGUUAUAGUAGAGGGGGAAGUGGUGGAGGAGGAUAUGGAGGAAACCGGGGAGGUAGAGGUGGUAGUUAUGAUGGUGGUAGAAGUGGAAACUAUGAAGGGGGUAGAGGAAGUAAUUAUGAGGGAGGUAGAGGUGGUAAUUAUGAUGGUAGAAGUGGGGGCAAUAGAGGUGGUUCCUAUGGUGGUAACCAAGGCAGAGACGAGGGUGGGUAUGGUCAGGUUCUGCCGCCUGCUGCACCCCCAUCAUAUGGUGGGACUGGUGGGAAUUAUCCGCCAUCGCACAACAGUUAUGGGGGGAAUGCCAAUUAUGGAACCGAAGCAGUCCCUCCUCCAACGAGCUAUACUGGUGGACCUACCUCGUAUCCCCCAUCCUAUGGUGGUCCUUCAGGUGGCUAUGGUGGUGAUAAUGUAGGUGAUGUGAGGAGCGGUGGCCGGAGCGGG